Mauremys reevesii (Reeves's turtle) is the source of this 2001-nucleotide messenger RNA. Its product is annotated as zinc finger protein 629-like. The record is from RefSeq and is a predicted model, not a curated record. Bases 280 to 1668 code for a protein of 462 amino acids. Gene Ontology annotation, biological process: negative regulation of transcription by RNA polymerase II; regulation of immune system process; regulation of cytokine production. The transcript has 2 exons. Lineage: Eukaryota; Metazoa; Chordata; Testudines; Geoemydidae.
GCCGCCUCGGAAAGCGGCGGCGGGGGCCGAGCGCGGAGCCAGCGCGCCCGGCACCCGGGGGCGGCCCGGGGCAGGGAGAGAAGCAGCCGCGGAGGCCGGAGAUCGCUGCCCGGAGGAAGCGGCCGCAGGGCCGGGAGGGGGGCCGGGAUCGGAGCCAAAUGGGGGGCUAGAGAGACCCCCCCCCAGCCAGCUCCGGGGCAGCAGGGGCGGGGGGCGGGUCUGGGGAUUAACCCCCCCCAGCUUUGUGUGUAGGAAACAGCAGCUGUUCCCCCCACCCGCAUGGAGCCGGGGGCAGAGCCGCGGGGCCCGGAUCUCCAGGGAACGGAGCUCCCCGGUGGCGCCCGCACGGCAGGUGCCGGGACAGAGGAGGAGAAUCCCCAGCAGGAAGGGCCUGUGGGAACGGAGUCUCGCGGGAGGUCCCAGAGCCCUGCGUGGGGCGACACCGGUUGGGUGGGACAGCAGCAGGGAGACCCCACGGGGGAGACACCCGAAGGGGCAGAGGACCCCGAGCUGCUUCCCAAACCCCUCAAGGGGCAGAAAUCCACCAUCUGCCCUGACUGCGGGAAGAGCUUCGGGAACAGCUCGCACCUGGCCCGCCACCGCCGCACGCACACGGGGGAAAAGCCCUACACCUGCCCCGAGUGCGGCAAGAGCUACCGGCAGGACUCGCACCUGGCCCAGCACCGGCGCUCCCACACCGGCGAGCGCCCCUACAAGUGCACCGAGUGCGGCAAGGCCUUCUCGCAGAGCUCCAACCUCAUCAUCCACCAGCGCACGCACACCGGCGAGCGCCCCUACACCUGCGGAGAGUGCGGGCGCAGCUUCGGGCACAGCUCGGACCUGGCGCAGCACCGGCGGGUGCACACGGGGGAAAAGCCCUUCCCCUGCCCGCAGUGCGGCAAGCGUUUCGCCCAGAGCUCCAAGGUGACCCAGCACCAGCGCUUCCACACCGGCGAGCGCCCCUUCGGCUGCCCGGACUGCGGCAAGGCCUUCCGGCUCAGCGCCGACCUGCUGCGGCACCGGCGCACCCACACCGGCGAGAAGCCCUACGGCUGCGCCGAGUGCGGCAAGCGCUUUGUGGAGAGCUCCCACCUCAUCCGGCACCAGCGCACCCACAUGGGCGAGCGCCCCUACCGCUGCCCCCAGUGCGGCAAGGGCUUCAACCAGAGCUCCAACCUGCUGCAGCACCAGCGCACCCACCGGGGCGAGCGCCCCUACGUCUGCGGCGACUGCGGCAAGGCCUUCGGCGUCAGCUCGGCGCUGCUGCAGCACCGGCGCACCCACACCGGCGAGCGGCCCUACCGCUGCCCCCAGUGCGGCAAGAGCUUCAGCGUCUCCUCCACCUACAACAUCCACCGGCGCACCCACACCGGCCUCAAGCCCUACGCCUGCGCUGACUGCGGCAAGGCCUUCAGCCGCAGCUCUGCCCUGCUCCAGCACCAGAGCACCCACACCGGGGAGCGGCCCUACCACUGCAGCCACUGCGGGAAGGGCUUCGGGCAGAAGGCGGCCAUGGCCCAGCACCAGAGAACUCACCUGGGCCAGGAGCUGACCGGAGCGAUCCCGCUGGGGGACUGGGGUGCGGCCCAGCUCGGACAGAGCCAGGGGGAGGAGGAGGAGGAGGAGGGUGAUGAGGCAGGAAGCAAGGAGAGCGCCGGGCUGGGGUGAUUGGGACCAGGGCACCGGGAAGGGAAUAUGUGCCUGGCCGGGCAAUGAAGGGAAAAGUGGAAGCUGCAGUGGACGCUGAGGGGAUUGGUAGUAGGAGGAUCACUGUGACGGCUCGAGGCUGCUUGGUUCAAGCUCCAGGGUGGAAGGGGAGGGGAGUACAUGUCUGGGGGGAAUGGGUGCCAGGGGACAGGAAGGCCCAUACGUGUCUGGGGGAAACAGGAAGGGCAGUACAUGUCUGGGGGGAUGGGAAGGGCGAAAUGUGUCUGGGGGGAACAUAAGAAUGGCCAUAUUGGGUCAGACCAAAGGUCCAUCUAGCCCAGUAUCCUGUCUACU